AUGGCACGGAAAAGGUCCCCAAAAACGGGAAAGAGACGGGGAAAAAUCGAUCUCCAGCCCAAGUCAAUUUUAACGUCUGCACCAGAUCAAAAUCAGCAAGAAGCCAAGUCAGAGAACCGCCAAAGCGGAAAUAGCGAAGUCGGUGAGCACAAAACUAUCAGGAGGUUCAAACCUGAUGUAGCCGGUGUUGUACUUUCCGAACUAGCCCUAUUUAAAAUUGAUACCUUGAAAGAGUUUAGCACCAAGGCGACUUUUGAUGACAUGAAUACUACUUUUGAGAGAUGUCAUGAGAAAGUCGCGGAACUACUUCAGAAAUACCAAGACAAACAAAGCACAUACUUGAAUUAUGUGUAUCGCGAAGUCAAUGGCAAAUAUGUUCUUCGGUUAACUGACCCACCGGGCGAUUGGCCCGUGAGGAUUGCUUACCUACAAGGUGACAUCUCAGACUGCUGUAGCGAAUUGGAGUCCUGUCUCAAGCUGAUCUUGCAGGGUCAACGACGCAUUGAACUUUAUCGUCUGCGCCAUGCUUUUGAAAAAAGAGUUGCGGCCAUACUCAAGGAGCAUAAGCUGUAUUUUCGGUACGAGUUUCAGUUCGCAUACUACUGGAAAUUGAGAUGUAUAUAUUUAUCGUGGAAUCGUUACUAUCUAGAUGUUGCGAGAAAAUUAUGCGCACCAAUUUUUGCCCUUGUUGCUCAGACUUUAAGUGAAACUCUAGCGUCAUUUCGGCACCAAGAUUUGACGUAUUGGUUUGUAAGACUCGGAAUCUACUUCAAGAUAUUCUUAAACCUCUGGUCACAACUAAAUGCCCGCUUUAUCUAUGCUUCAAAAAUUGAAGACAGUAUUUACAGAUACUUCAAUGAAAAAUUUGAAAGUUGGGCAGAGCACAGGGCUAAAAAGCACACGGGUCCAGCAGAAAAGAUUGAUUAUUGGCCAGAUGAACAGUUCGGCCCAGUUCCCAAUUGUCAAGCCCUUUCGCUGGUUGUGAAUGCACUGCAGGCUCAUCUCAUUGAUUCUUCUGCGGAAGAAUAG
This is a messenger RNA of Australozyma saopauloensis, 1029 nucleotides long. RefSeq lists its product as uncharacterized. Lineage: Eukaryota; Fungi; Ascomycota; Pichiomycetes; Serinales; Metschnikowiaceae. The record is from RefSeq and is a predicted model, not a curated record. The transcript has a single exon. The coding region runs from base 1 to 1029 and encodes 342 amino acids.